UUCGGGUCUGUGUGUUACCCUGUAUGACAUCAAGUCAAUUGAAGGUGGUUUCAUCUAUCCAAGUGCAGGAUAUGCACAAUUUCAGGUCACAUUUCGGCUUGUGAUGUUUCGUCCGUUCGUCGGCGAAAUCCUGAUAGGCAAACUCAAGCACUGUGAUGAAACUGGACUCUUUAGUAAUUUUUGUUUGCGCUGCCUUCUGGGCAGCACACUCUUUGUGGUCCGAUUUCGUGUGGCGGAUGUAAAAUAUCCUCCGAUUCCUAUUGAGCACGAGCGAAAUGCAAAGCCAUUUGCACCAAUGCAAAUCGUGGGUGAUGUCAAUGCCGAUGGACUUGGCUUGCUGUCUUGGUGGUCCUGAGGAUUUCUGGGUUUGGUCUAUUGAGGAGAGCUGUCCUCAAUGCCGAAUGAAUUCGCUUGAGAUUU
Messenger RNA from Chara braunii, 420 nucleotides. Lineage: Eukaryota; Viridiplantae; Streptophyta; Charophyceae; Charales; Characeae. The record is from the annotation of a GenBank genome assembly.